UGCGUGCAAGAUGGAGCACCGUGGAGCAUCGUCGUCAUAGGUGGGCCAGGGGACGGAUCCUUUAGCGCGCCAGCGGUUCAUUGAGAUACGAUGUAAACACGCUCGCGACAGCAGCACUCACGCAUUCGCUCCACACAUUCGCUACUUAUUGCUUCACGAGUCGAUCGUUCUUUUCCUCGCGACCCCAGAGCGGUAUUUGACAUCCGCUCGUUCCUUCCCUGCGCUGCACGGCACUUUCCGCGCAAACGGCCGCCCUCCUACCCCAUUCACUGUUCUAGCUCUUUCCCGUUGCGACUACGCAAGUCGCGCCUGCAGUCACGCUGGAUUCACUUCACCUUGCACCCGUUCGCAAAAAGCGCGACGGUGACCAGACGAACAACAACGUGCGGCCACGCAUCAGUUCGGUGCGCAUAUCACAGAGCAGAGGCGGCGACGACGAGGACAAAAGCGCUGCGAGCCACGAGGGGGUAGGUAGAAUGCUCAUGCCCAAGAGCUAUUCGUGGAAGGCUGCUAGAGCGAGGUUGCCGCCGAGCAGGCAGGUAUUGCAUACCUUACGGAGUCCAAGGACAUGGGCGCUGUUUGGGGUGGUCGCGGUGUUGGCAUUGUUAUGGCGGUCAAUGGGGUCUGCCGCAGGGGAGAUGCAAAGGUUCUACUGCUGGGGACCCGCGAAAUCGCCCUUGCAUAUGACAGCAAACGAAAACGAGGAGUGGUAUAGACACCGCCAGACACCCGUCAUAUUCAAUCCACACAAGUCCAUCGCAAUCAACGAUAGCUCGAUCAAUUACGUGAAUCUGAACGAGAUACAGUCAACAGUCGAUGCGGUCAAGAAGCGGGAGCGCGUGCUCAUCCUUACGCCGAUACGCGAGGCGUCCAAACACCUCCCGCAACAUUUCGAUCUACUCAGUUCGCUGACGUACCCGCAUGAACUCAUAGAUCUCGCAUUUCUGGUUGGCGAUAGCGAAGAUGACACCAUGGCGGCUCUGGCAAAAGAGCUGGAGAGAGUACAGGGCAAUCCUGAGGUUGCUUUCCACUCUACCAUGAUCGUGGAGAAGGACUUUGGCGUGACGUUGUCACAAGAGGUGCAUGACAGGCACAGCUUUGAGGCACAAGGCCCGCGAAGGAAAGCUUUAGCACGGGCGAGAAACUACCUUCUUGCCACAGCGUUGAGGCCCGAGCAUAGCUGGGUGUACUGGAGAGAUGUGGACAUUCACGACAGCCCGCCCGAGAUUAUCGAGGACUUUAUUCUCCACGACAGAGACAUUCUCGUGCCGAAUGUCUGGUUCCAUAGGUACAGGGAAGUCAACGGAAAGAUGGUCGAUAUCGAGGGCCGAUUCGAUUACAACUCUUGGCAGGAAACCCCUGAAUCGCUCAAGGUCGUUGCCAAUGUCGAGAAAGACAAGGACCUGGUCCUCGCAGAAGGCUACAAGAACCUGAAGAUCUUUGGCCUCCGGAACCACAUGGCUCUUCAAGGCGACUGGCGCGAAGACAAAGAUGCUGAGAUUCCACUUGACGGUAUCGGUGGCGUUAACAUCAUCGUCAAAGCAGAUGUUCACCGGUCCGGCAUCAACUUUCCCUGCUACGCGUUCGAGAACCAGGCAGAGACGGAGGGCUUCGCCAAGAUGGCAAAAAGGGCGGGAUAUGGUGUGUAUGGGCUGCCAAACUACGUGGUGUGGCACGUUGAUACAGACGAAAGGCCGGGAAACGCGUAGACGUCCGAUGCCUAAGAUCUAUGUGUGGAUGAAGCAUUGGAUAUCUUGGGGUCGAGAAGGCCGGCGAGAGAUGGGUGAGAUGAACAUAUAUCCACGGAAGCGCUCCAGGAUAUUGCAUUUAGAGGGCGUUUAUUGUCAUGCAUUCACAGGGUUAUGGAGAGGCAGUCUAAAUGUGCAUUUGCAUAGGAGCGCCAAGCGUGGACCUCCCAGGUCUAGCGUGCAUAUGAGCGAUGGUAUGGUUGUAGCACUGGUUACCCUUUCAUAUGACGAAUGAUCACUAUGC
Paraphaeosphaeria sporulosa is the source of this 1992-nucleotide messenger RNA. Its product is annotated as mannan polymerase-like protein II complex ANP1 subunit. NCBI's taxonomy places the organism in Eukaryota, Fungi, Ascomycota, Dothideomycetes, Pleosporales, Didymosphaeriaceae. Gene Ontology annotation, cellular component: mannan polymerase complex. Bases 477 to 1709 code for a protein of 410 amino acids. The record is from RefSeq and is a predicted model, not a curated record. The transcript has 2 exons. Gene Ontology annotation, molecular function: alpha-1,6-mannosyltransferase activity. Gene Ontology annotation, biological process: protein N-linked glycosylation; cell wall mannoprotein biosynthetic process.